Molecule: messenger RNA, 960 nt
Organism: Trichophyton verrucosum HKI 0517
Lineage: Eukaryota; Fungi; Ascomycota; Eurotiomycetes; Onygenales; Arthrodermataceae
Exons: 1
Coding region: 1-960 (319 amino acids)
Cellular component (GO): nucleus
Source: RefSeq, a predicted model, not a curated record
AUGCACCAACAAUCCUCUAGUUACCCUACGACGCCCCAGACCUGCACUCAGACGGACUCAAUCUCCCUUCAGUCUUCGUCAGCUACUGGCCUCGGGCUACUAAAUUGCUCUCUUCCACCAGCUGGAACCUCAGCAUCCAUCUGCUCGCCAUCCCAAUCCAUGCUUCAAGUCGCCCAAGGAUGGCACGGAGAGCCAAGUGCCGGCCACUGCUUUCCGAACACCUCCUCUAGCAUGGUUACCUAUCCCAUAAUAUCAAUAUACGACGGUCUACAGGUUGUUCCUAAUGCAUCAAUCUCGUCCUUCGGUGUUCCAAGUACACAUGUUGAUACUUCUUCGGCCGGUUUCCUAAGUCCUGUUCCCUUGAUGAAAGUCGAAAGCAGCUCAACUAUCCAGUCCAACAUCUAUGCACCUGACAUGUCGUCAAACUACGGGGUGUCCCCAAGCCCGACCCAGUCCCCACAGAUUCUUAGUGAGGGUAUGAGUGAUGACUGGGAGAUAAUAGCAAACGAUAACGCCGCAAAGCAAGCCUUCUUCAGCAUGGAAGACCUUCCCUUAUUCCAUCAACAGAUUAGUUCUCCUGUCCCUGCAAGACAGCCUCGUGAAGCAAACACCCCAGUUCUCACCUCAACUCCCAUCCACAACCAGAGAAAGCCUCGUCGUUCCCCCCUGAGAACUUCAGACUGCAACAAGGUGGUAGGCAAACGAACUUCCGAACUUGACCUGUCAUCUCCUGAUAUGAAAAUGCCCCCAAAGAAAAAGAGAUCACUAGAUAAUGGGAAUGGGAAAUACGAAUGCGAACAGUGUGGAAGGCAGUUUACACGGAAUUCAAACUGCAGAUCACACAUGAAGAUACAUGACCCCAACCGAAGAUACCCUCAUAAAUGCACGAUUGGUCAGUGUACCAACAAGUUUAGUCGCAAGACUGAUCUUAUCCGGCAUAUUGAUAGCGUGAGUCCAUAA